This is a messenger RNA of Lactuca sativa (garden lettuce), 2559 nucleotides long. Its product is annotated as oligopeptide transporter 4. Gene Ontology annotation, biological process: transmembrane transport. Gene Ontology annotation, molecular function: oligopeptide transmembrane transporter activity. The record is from RefSeq and is a predicted model, not a curated record. NCBI's taxonomy places the organism in Eukaryota, Viridiplantae, Streptophyta, Magnoliopsida, Asterales, Asteraceae.
AUUUUCUCUCAAUAAAAACACAAAAUAUCAUUACAUAAAUAAAUAACCUAAAAAAUGUCAAUAUUGCGUAUCUACAUAAAAGGGAAGAAUGUAAAUUGUAUAUACCUAGAAAAAUAAUAACAUUGAAGUAUUAUAAAAAAAUGUCAAUAUUGCACCCUACUCUAUAAAUACAACAUUGAAACAUCCCUCCAAAGAGGAAACACCACAUAGAAAUGGGAAGUGUCGCAGUGGAGUCCUCGCCGCCGACGGCCGUCAAGAAACCAUUCGAGGAAGAAAACGAAGGGAAGGACGACGAAGAAUCUCCGAUCGAAGAGGUCCGGUUAACCGUUCCGACCACCGACGACCCGACUCAAUAUCUAUGGACCUUCCGAAUGUGGGUGUUGGGUCUAAUUUCAUGCGUUCUCCUCUCGUUUCUAAACCAGUUCUUUUCGUACCGGACAUCGCCGUUGGUAAUAACUCAGAUCACCGUUCAGGUAGCCACGCUUCCUAUAGGGCGGUUUAUGGCGGCAGUCCUCCCCACUACCAAGUUCAGCCUGAAACUACCGGGAUGUAAAUCCCGGAAGUUUUCACUGAAUCCGGGACCAUUUAACAUGAAAGAGCAUGUAUUGAUUACGAUAUUUGCUAAUGCCGGCAGCGCUUUUGGCAAUGGAUCGGCGUACGCCGUCGGAAUCGUGAAUAUCAUAAAGGUGUUUUAUUUCCGGAAUAUCACUUUCGUUGCAGCUUGGCUCCUCAUCAUCACUACCCAGGUUUUGGGGUAUGGGUGGGCCGGGCUCUUAAGGAAAUACGUAGUUGAACCGUCGCACAUGUGGUGGCCCAGCACCCUCGUUCAGAUCUCCUUGUUCCGUGCACUUCAUGCUAAAGAAGACGAUGAUGACGAAGACCCUAACAGCGACAACAAAAAACGCAUGUCACGACCAAAAUUCUUUGUGAUCGUUCUUGCAUGCAGUUUUUGUUAUUACUUAUUUCCCGGAUACUUAUUUCAAACCCUACAAAGCAUUUCAUGGGUAUGUUGGGCUUUUCCUAAAUCGGUAACGGCCCAUCAACUCGGGUCGGGCUUUUCAGGCUUGGGCAUCGGAGCUUUUUCACUUGAUUGGGCAACAACGGCUUCUUUCUUAUUUAGCCCUCUCAUUUCUCCUUUCUUUGCUAUAGUCAAUGUUUUCUUGGGCUAUUUCAUGAUAAUGUACAUGGUGAUGCCGAUAUCGUAUUGGGGACUAAAUGUGUACAAUGCCAAAAACUUUCCGAUUUACUCGAAUGAUUUGUUUACGGGGGAUGGGCAGCUGUAUGAUAUCACAAAGAUUGUGGAUAACAAGUUUGAGAUAGAUUAUGGAGAGUAUGCAAAGCAAGGGAGGGUUAAUUUGAGCACAUUUUUCGCUUUGACAUAUGGUUUUGGAUUUGCUACAAUUGCAUCUACGAUUACUCAUGUUGGUCUUUUCUACGGGAAGGAGAUAUAUCAACGUUACAAAGCAUCAACGGAGGGUAAGGUUGAUGUACACACAAGAUUAAUGAGGAAGUACAAAGACAUACCGUCAUGGUGGUUUUACGUGCUUCUUACGAUAACUCUCAUGAUUAGCCUUGCGCUCACCAUUUUCAUGAAAGAUCAAAUACAAAUGCCGUAUUGGGGAUUAAUAUUUGCUGCUUUCAUCGCUUUCUCUUUCACCCUCCCCAUUAGUAUCAUCACUGCAACAACAAACCAGACACCAGGUUUAAACAUUAUAACGGAGUAUGCCAUGGGGUUGAUCUACCCGGGAAAACCCAUAGCCAAUGUGUGCUUCAAGACCUAUGGUUACAUGAGCAUGACUCAAGCCAUCUCCUUUUUAAGUGAUUUUAAGCUUGGACAUUACAUGAAGAUCCCACCACGAUCCAUGUUCCUGGUUCAGUUUCUUGGAACAAUAAUAGCUGGAACCGUAAAUUUAAGCGUUGCGUGGUACCUUUUAAACAAUAUAGAGGACAUGUGUCACCCUGACCCUAAGUCCAAUAGCCCAUGGACAUGUCCAUAUGACCAUGUAUUUUUCGAUGCAUCCGUCAUUUGGGGCUUAGUUGGGCCAAAAAGAAUCUUCGGGUCUCUAGGGAACUACGGAGCCCUAAAUUGGUUCUUUCUAGGUGGGUUUGUGGGCCCAAUCAUAGUAUGGUUAUGUCACAAAGCAUUCCCGAAGGUAUCUUGGAUUCCUCUCAUUAACCUCCCGGUGCUCCUUGGUGCCACCGCCUAUAUGCCGCCAGCUGCUGCCGUGAACUACAAUUCGUGGAUAUUAGUGGGGACGAUUUUCAAUUUUUUCGUGUUUAGGUACCGGAAAAUGUGGUGGAAGAGGUACAAUUAUAUCCUCUCGGCGGCCCUUGAUGCCGGAGUUGCAUUCAUGGCGGUUUUAUUGUACUUUACGACUGGGUUAGAGAACAUAAGUGUAAAUUGGUGGGGCACUAAUAACCCGGAACAUUGUGAUCUUGCCACCUGUCCAACGGCAAGGAAUAUAACAGUUGAUGGGUGUCCUAUAUUUUGAUUAUUUUUCCUUGUAUCAUCGUUUGCACACAUAAAAAACUCUAUGAGAAUUGUGUUUUUUUAAUCUA